Molecule: messenger RNA, 1436 nt
Organism: Cucurbita moschata (crookneck pumpkin)
Lineage: Eukaryota; Viridiplantae; Streptophyta; Magnoliopsida; Cucurbitales; Cucurbitaceae
Product: phytochrome-interacting ankyrin-repeat protein 2-like
Exons: 3
Coding region: 703-1227 (174 amino acids)
Molecular function (GO): protein binding
Source: RefSeq, a predicted model, not a curated record
GCAGUCUGUAAGGAAAGGGAAAAUUAGGCUGAGAUUCGCUAAUCGAAUUUUACCUCAACAAUCUCUCUCUCUCUCUCGCUUCCAUCACUCUGUUAUUUCUGUCGAGAGAGUCUUUCAAAAAUCCCUUUCCUUCUAGGGUUUGGAGAAUCUGGGCAACUCCUGCUCGUCUGUCAUGUUUCCUCUCAGUUCCGUCCGAUUCAAACCAGGAUUUCUCUAAUUAGCGCCAAUUUUCCCCUUCAACCAUAUAUCUACUCGGAAUCCGACCCCAUCUGUCGGUUCUUCAAAUUUUCGCUCGUGUUUCAUCAUUCAAUAGAUAAGGGUUUCGCAUUAAUUAUGAUUACAAUCUUCAAGCCCUUUAUGUCUUUCAUCGUAAUCGUUCAUAAUCUUCGUGUAUUUGGCCCUGGAUUGAAUCCCUUUGCACCCUACUGUGUCGCUCAUCAUUCCAUUGCUGCUUCUCGCUAAUUCUCUUCGCUUUCGUUUCUUCCCACGAAUCCUCUUUAAGAAUUUUAAUUUUACUUUGUUCUUCCUAAGAAUCAUGUAAUUCUUGUUUCUUUUUGGGUUCUGGGUUUAUUGUUAUAGACCAUACUUCAAUAAGAAAUUUUCGAGGACGAUUGAAGGGAUUUCUAUUUGUAUUUUGUGGUUGACGAACUGUAGUGAUCGAGGCUGUUUGAGUUGAUCGAAUUGGAUUUGGAUUGGAAGAACAUGCCUCAGGAACAGAGGAGCUCGAUUAGUCGAAGCCUUUCGAGAAGGCGUUCCUUCCGUUAUGAUGUGUUUAAUACGGAUGACAGGGGAUGGACUUCACUCCACAUUGGUGCGCGGAAGGGUGACCUCAAAGAGGUGAAGCGUCUGCUAAACGAUGGAAUGGAUGUGAAUGCAUUAGCAUGGGGCCCCAAAUCAAAGGGGUUGACCCCCCUCCACCUUGCUGCUGAGGGUGGACAUCUCGAAGUAAUGGAUGAAUUGCUUGAACGUGGUGCCAACAUUGAUGCUAGAACUAAAGGUGCUUGUGGCUGGACACCUCUGCACAGUGCAGCCAAAGAGAGGAGGAGGGAAGCGGUUAAGUUCCUUGUGGAGAAUGGAGCAUUCUUGCCGGAUGAUAUCAAUGACUGCAGAUUCAAUCCCCCACUUCACUACUGUCCUGGUCUCGAGUGGGCGUAUGACGAGAUGAAGCGUCUUCAACACGAAACUGGUUCGUCUGCAGAGACAUCUUGCUGCAGCUCUGAGAGCUGAAAACCCUUCUCACCCACCCACCCAUCCUUACGUUGUUCUGUUGAGUUUGAUUCUGUUUUUAUCAAGACAUCUAUCUUGAACUUGCUGUGUGUCUGGUCAGUAUUGCUUUGUUCUAUGGAACCUACUUUUGAAGCGUGUUGUUACCCAUAAACUGUGUUGUGUUUGCGAACCUUCGCCAAACAUCGAUCAAUUUCAAUUCUCGAUUUCAA